This is a messenger RNA of Onychostruthus taczanowskii (white-rumped snowfinch), 828 nucleotides long. RefSeq names its product chloride intracellular channel 6 (gene CLIC6). The record is from RefSeq and is a predicted model, not a curated record. Bases 57 to 812 code for a protein of 251 amino acids. Lineage: Eukaryota; Metazoa; Chordata; Aves; Passeriformes; Passeridae. The transcript has 6 exons.
CCAGGGAGGUUCCUCAGGUUCACAGGGAGAACCAGACAAUUUAUCCAGCCCUUGCCAUGCAUCCCUCCAGCUCCUGCCAGCCCCAGGCCAGGUCCUUUCUUCCAGCCAUCGAGCUCUUUGUGAAGGCCGGCAGUGAUGGGGAAAGUAUUGGGAACUGCCCGUUCUCUCAGCGCCUCUUUAUGAUCCUGUGGCUCAAAGGUGUCAUUUUUAAUGUCACAACCGUGGAUCUGAAAAGAAAACCUGCAGACCUGCAGAACCUGGCCCCGGGCACCAACCCCCCGUUCAUGACCUUUGAUGGGGAGGUGAAGACCGAUGUCAACAAGAUCGAGGAGUUCCUGGAGGAGAAGCUGGCGCCGCCCCGGUAUCCCAAACUUGCACCGAAGCACCCCGAGUCGAACUCUGCAGGAAAUGACGUCUUUGCAAAAUUCUCUGCAUUUAUAAAGAACCCGAGAAAAGAUGCAAAUGAAAAUCUGGAAAAAUCUUUGCUUAAAGCCCUGAAGAAGCUGGACAACUAUUUAAAUAGCCCCUUGCCUGAUGAAAUCGAUGCUUACAGCACGGAGGAGAUCACUGCUUCCAGCCGGAAAUUCCUGGAUGGAGAUGAGCUCACUUUAGCAGAUUGCAACCUCCUACCAAAGCUCCACAUUAUCAAGGUCGUUGCAAAAAAAUACCGAAAUUUUCACUUCCCACCUGAAAUGACAGGGAUUUCCAGAUACUUGAAAAAUGCAUAUGCAAGAGAUGAAUUCACAAACACGUGCCCUGCUGACCAGGAGAUUGAAUACGCUUAUUUGGAUGUGGCAAAGAGAAUGAAGUGACCUGAAGAUGCCUCUG